Gadus chalcogrammus (walleye pollock) is the source of this 4880-nucleotide messenger RNA. RefSeq names its product retinoblastoma-like 1 (p107) (gene rbl1). The transcript is spliced from 22 exons. Gene Ontology annotation, cellular component: chromatin; transcription regulator complex; nucleus. The record is from RefSeq and is a predicted model, not a curated record. Bases 114 to 3308 code for a protein of 1064 amino acids. Gene Ontology annotation, biological process: regulation of transcription by RNA polymerase II; cell differentiation; negative regulation of G1/S transition of mitotic cell cycle. NCBI's taxonomy places the organism in Eukaryota, Metazoa, Chordata, Actinopteri, Gadiformes, Gadidae. Gene Ontology annotation, molecular function: RNA polymerase II transcription regulatory region sequence-specific DNA binding.
AGUCGAUCAGAAGGUGGUUUUCGGACCAAAACACGAACUCGGGACUUCCUCUCUUGGACUUUGGUUUGUAUAAACACGAGUUAUAAUUUUGGUUCUUUAAAUCGGAUUCACGAAUGGGGGGAGACGAAUCGCCGGAUUCGGAUUCGGGGAGGAUGGACGAAAGUUCGGUCCGAAGGAGCCUGGAGACUCUGUGCCAGGAGCUGAACAUGGACGAGCAGACUGCUACUGAAGCCAUGGAGAACUUCACUGCAAUGUGGAACACAUACACACUGGAGGGGGAGGUGGUCCACUGGCUGGCGUGUUCGCUGUACGCAGCGUGCAGGAAGAGCUCUGUCCCCACAGUGGGCCGGGGUCUGAUGGAGGGGAACUGCGUCUCCCUCACCAGGAUCUUGCGCACAGCCAAACUCAGUCUGAUACAGUUCUUCUCAAAGAUGAGGAAGUGGGCAGACAUGUCCAACCUGCAGCAGGACUUUAGGUUGCGCAUGGACAGCUUGGAGCGUAACUUUGAGGUUUCCACGGUGAUAUUCCGCAAGUUUGAACCGAUCUUCAUGGACGUGUUCCAGGACCCACAGGGAGCGGAGCCUCCCAGGCAGCCACGCAGCAGGAAACACAGACGGCGGCCGUGCCACAUCACGGAUGUGUUCAAGUUCUGCUGGACUCUGUUUGUCUGCACUAAAGGGAACUUCCCUAUGAUCGCUGAUGACCUGGUGAACUCCUACCACCUCCUGCUGUGUUGUCUGGACCUGGUGUUCUCCAACGCUAGUCUCUGCUCCCACCGGGCCAACCUCAUCAACCCUGCAUUCACCGCUGGUCUUCCAGCCCAGCGUGGCGAGGGCCUGUCUUCCCCAGAGAAGGAUACCACCCCGUGCGUCUUGGAGCGCCUCUGUGAGCAGCACGAUGGCCUGGUGAUGGAGGCCAAGAGCAUCAAACAGCACUACUUCAGACCCUACAUGCACCGGCUCUUCAGCAGACAGAUUCUGAAAGGAAACAACGACCUGCUUACGGAAGUGCUGGACCCCCAGAACUUUAUUGACAACAAUAAGGCCAUCAACAGGGAGUACGAGGAGUAUGUGCUGACGGUGGGUGACUUUGACGAGCGUGUGUUCCUGGGGGCCGAUGCCGACGAGGAGAUAGGGACGCCCCGGAAGGCCCCGCUGGAACCCCCUACAAACCCCCUGCAGCAGCACGUACAGAAGUCAGCGUCUCUUGCUCCCUCGACCCCGCUGACGGGGCGGGGCUACCUCAAGGAGAAGGAGCUGCUCGUCACGCCCGUUUCCUCGGCAACGCAGAGUGUAACCCGGUUACAGAGCAUGGUGGCGGGACUGCGGACAACCCCCAGUGAACAUCUCAUCAGCAUCUUCAAGUCGUGUUCCAGUGACCCUACCGAGACCAUCCUGUGCAGGGUGAAGACACUGGGACAGACCUUCAAAGACCACUACACCAGAGACACGGACAACACGCCUGGAUCACACAUAGAUUUUGCGGAGAAGCGUCUGAAGCUGGCUGAGAUUCUGUACUUCAAGGUCCUGGAGAACGUCAUGGUGCAGGAGACCAAACGUCUCCCAGGGAAGGACAUGACCGUUCUACUGGGUCAGGAGUUGUUCCACAGCUCCUUGCUGGCCUGCUGUCUGGAGGUGGUGCUGUUCUCCUACAGCUCCCAGAGAACCUUCCCCUGGAUCACCUCCACUCUCAGCCUGCCCCCUUUCUACUUCUUUAAGGUGAUCGAGGUGUUCAUCCGGGCGGAGGAGGGUCUCUCCAGGGACAUGGUGAAACACCUGAACUCCAUUGAGGAGCAGGUCCUGGAGAAGGAGGCGUGGACCCGGGACUCUGCCCUGUGGACCGCCCUGGGGGCUUCUGGACACCAGGUCCCGACUGUAGAGGAGGUGAACUUCUCCGAUUGUCUGGACGGUGGACCAGGAGCGGCCGGAGGUUCUGGUCCGUCCUCCGCCCACCUCCCCCUUGUGGCGCAGUCCCCCCUCGCCCACCCCCGCAUCCGCCAGGUCCGCACCGGCCUGGGCAGCGCCCGCAAAGACAUCCCUCCCUCGCCCCUCUCCGUCCACGACCGCUUCAGCUCGCCCGCCGCCGGCAGCGCUAAGCGUCGGCUCUUCGGGGACGACCCCCCAGCGACCCCGUCGUCCGGGGCGACGGCAGCCAUGCCCUCUCCCGCCAAGCGGCUGGUGUUCGGCACGAUGGGGACCCUGAAGAUAGGGCCCCCCGGGGGCCAGACCACCCUGGUGACGGUCCACCCAGGUGGCCUACUGCAAGGUAUGAACAGCAACGGCAACAUCACGUUGCUCCAGCUCCAGCCCAGUCCGGGCCCCCAGAACGGACCAAUCACAGCCCAGUUCCUUCUGACCACAUCCCCGAGCCGUGUCAGUGCGGCCCCCGCAGCCUCGGAGCCCCCGCCAGGGAGCACCCGGCCCCGACGCACAGGCUCCCUGGCUCUGUUCUUCAGGAAGGUGUACCACCUUGCCAGCGUGCGUCUGAGGGACCUGUGCGUGAAGCUGGACGUGUCCUCUGAGCUGCGUGGGAAGAUAUGGACGUGUUUUGAGCACGUGGUCGUCCACUGCUCUGAGAUGAUGAAGGACCGACACCUAGACCAACUGCUGCUGUGUAGCGUCUACAUCGUCUCCAAGAUCACCAGGGAAGGUCAGUCCUUCCAGGACAUCAUGAAGUGUUACCGCAGCCAGCCACAAGCUAACAGCCACGUGUAUCGUAGUGUACUGUUGAGUCACACCUCUAAAGACCAGGGAGCAGAUGAGAACAUGGAGAUAGAUCCUGCCUCUGGUGGAGAAUCGGCAGAGAAGGCCAAUCAGGGCUCAGGAGAGGCGAGCCCUGACCAACCAGUGGAGGAGCGGGGUGACCUCAUCCAGUUCUACAACACUGUGUUCAUACUGAAGAUGAAGAGCUUCGCUUUGAGAUACGCAACACAUGACAACAGGGUGGACGCGCCCCCUCUUUCGCCCUUCCCCUCGGUGAGAGCCCAGCCCCUCUCUCCUCGCCGCGUCUCCCAGAGACACUCCCUCUACGUCUCCCCCCACAAGAACGCUUCCCCCUCCUGCUCCUCCCCCAACCCCUACACCUACCGCUUCAACCGCAGCCCCUCCAAGGAGCUGUCAGACAUCAACAAGAUGUUGCGUCAGGGCUGCGUGAGCCGGAAGAGGGCGUUCACCAUGGAGGGGGAGGUGAUGAUGUCAUCGGCGUGCGACUCCCCCACAAAGAGGGCGUGUCCCGAGGGAGGCGGUGGCAGCCCGGACGUCCUGUUGAAGAGACUACAGGAUGUAGUGUCAGAGAGACAGAGUCUGUAGACAGACAGGCAGACGACUGGAGAGAAGGACAGCUGGGGAGACAGACCGACAGGUGGAGUGAAGGCAGCGAGGGAGACGGGUGUAGAGACAGACAAACAUGGAGACACAGACUGACGCACAGGCGGAGAGACUUGACAAGAAGACACAGGUUGACAUGAAGACAGACACGUGUAGAGACAGACGGAAAAUACGUUGUGUCAGGGAGAUGGUCUGUAGACAUACAAGGCCGACAGGUAGGGAACUGACAGACACAGAAACAGGCAUACGGAUUAACGGAUGGACAGACAGAUUGUCAGUCGUUCUAUGUCUGAUUAUGUCUACACCUAUGUAAUGCCGAGACCUUACAGUCUCUGCCAUGUGUGCCCCUAAAAUUUCUGGUUGCGCCCCGAAGAUUUUCAGUUAGGGGCCACAGUGCUCCUAGUGAAAAAAGUUAGUCUGGAGCCCUGGCUGAGUGUCAUGUACAUUAACAGACAGACUGCUGUAGAGUGUCAUACAGUAACAGGCCGACUGCUGUAGUGUCAUGUACAGUAACAAACUGUUGUGGAGUCAUGUACAGUAACAGACAGGCUGCUGCAGAGUCAUGUACAGUAACAGACCGACUGCUGUAGAGGGUCAUGUACAGUAACAAACUGUUGUGGAGUCAUGUACAGUAACAAACUGUUGUGGAGUCAUGUACAGUAACAGACAGGCUGCUGCAGAGAGUCAUGUACAGUAACAGACCGACUGCUGUAGAGGGUCAUGUACAGUAACAGACCGACUGCUGUAGAGGGUCAUGUACAGUAACAGGCCGAAUGCUGUGUGAUGUGCACUUACUGGAGUGUUGAGGACUGGAGCAUCUCCAUCCAUUUUACCUGUAUCAUAGCCCUGCCUGUAUUUUACCUGUAAUAUACCUGUAUUUUUACGAUUUGUAAUUUUCUAGUGAGUAAGGGAAGCUGAAUGGUCCUUGUUUUGUCCUGUGAAGAGAGAUGUAUUGUAAAGCUUGUUUUAGCUCUAAGAGAUAAUCCAACCAACCAUUUACUAAGCAUUUUAGUGAUGUUUAUAAAGAUGGGUGCUAUUUUACAUGUUUCUACUUCUGGGUGUUCGUUUUUGUAGAUAAAAGGUACAUUUGGUUUUAAAUGUAAUAUUUUCAAGGGUUGGAUUUUUGUUUUUAAUUAUAUUGCCACAAAGCAAUAUAAAUAUUGUCCCUUGUGUGUUUUAUGGGCCAGAACACAUCUUAUUUUCUUUCAAUGAACACACCAUUAUGUUUUAAAAUAAAAAAAAUUGUAUAGAGACUAACUCAUAUCACUGGGUUGCUAAUUAAAAAUGUUAAUGAAUCUAAUACUGGGCAUUGAUUUUUAAUCCAAGGGAUGACAUGCAAAAGUAACAUUUUAUUUACUUUUUGGUCCAGCAUGGUCUUUGGGACCAAAGACUGUCUAGAGGCUAGCUGCUUGCAAGAUAUGCGGUUUACUCCUGGUAGAAGAUAAAUGCUAACAAUGCUUAAAGGAUAUUUUUCACGUCAUGCUAUCUAUACAGCUGAUGUACCAUAUGAAAGCUAAGACUUUCAUAUGGUAACAAGCAACAAUAAAAGCCAUA